AUUCGCCACCACCACUCUGGUAGAAUAUUGUGAGUGCUAUUGUCAUUUUUUGCUCUUGAUUUUUGUACAAGGCAUGGUUUUCCGGAGUAAAUUGAUUAGGAUACGAGAGAAAGAAAAAAGUUUCCCAUUAUUUAAAGAACAUCAAAAUCUAUCCAGUUAAUACUGUGAUCAGGGAAAAUGACGAUUUUAGUCCAACACAUAUUUUGCAAGACAUUUAUUAGUUUAACAGGGAUCAUUGUAUGUACAAUAAUAAUUUUUAAUGUAAUUACAAACAUCACUCCGACCGCAACGGAACAAAGCUAUACAGAGCGAUUUAUUAGUAAUGAAACUCAAGUACAGCCUGACAUACAGCCAAAAUCAAUAGAGGAAAACGAAGUUUCAUUUUGUAAAGAUGUUGCAUCUUCUCAGUUUGUUGGAAGAGUUCUGGUAUUGCGAUCACCAUCAACAAUUAAAGAAAUGGAACACCAAUUUGAUUGGCUUCAAGCAGGCGGACAUUGGCACCCUCCAAAUUGUAGAGCUAAACAAAAACUAGCAGUCAUAGUUCCUUUUCGAAACAGAGAAAUACAUUUAUCUGUGUUUCUUAGACACAUGCAUCCUUUUCUCAGACAGCAGCAACUGGAUUAUACUAUCUUCGUGAUAGAACAACAAGGAGAUAAGCCUUUCAACCGCGGAAUGUUGAUGAAUAUUGGCUUUGAGCAGGCGAUGUCGAUGGACCAAUUUGACUGCUUUAUUUUCCACGAUGUUGAUUUGUUGCCUGAGAAUAAUAGAAAUUUAUAUAUGUGCGGCAGUGUACCUAGACAUAUGAGCGUAGCUGUUGACGUACUUAGGUACCGAUUACCAUAUAAAAACAUAUUUGGAGGCGUUACAGCACUCACCACGCAACAUUUUAGUCUUGUAAAUGGCUUUUCAAACUCGUUUUGGGGAUGGGGAGGCGAGGAUGAUGAUAUUUUCAACCGAUUACAAGCUCAUAAGCUUGAUGUGACAAGAUAUAGCUCUGUAAUUGCUAGAUACAAAAUGCUGAGGCAUCAAAAAGCAAAACCAAAUCCACAAAGGUAUAAUCUCCUUAAAGAAGGAAAGAAAAAAUAUACAAUAGAUGGACUUAACUCUCUGCACUACAAAGUAUUACAGAAGCAGAAAAAAAUGCUUUAUACAUGGAUUUUGGUAGAUAUUAACACUAAAUGAACAUUUCACAAAAAAAUUUAUUCGUACGAACAAUAAUUGAAUUGGUUCAUAUUGGACUAUAUUUUACUCAAGUCUAAAGAAUAUAAUGUACCUACAUUAGAGUAUCAGCCCUAAUUUCGCAGAAACAGAACAAGAGAACUAGUUGUUUCUGACUUCCAGGCCUUCGAUAUUAUUUUUUUAUAAUAUAAGGUAAAUCCUGUAUAACAGUGAAUGUCAGAUGUGUUUUAACGAAGCUUUUAUAUAAAAUAAAAAAUAUUCAAAAAAUUG
Diabrotica virgifera virgifera (western corn rootworm) is the source of this 1449-nucleotide messenger RNA. RefSeq names its product beta-1,4-N-acetylgalactosaminyltransferase bre-4. Bases 178 to 1182 code for a protein of 334 amino acids. Gene Ontology annotation, biological process: glycosphingolipid biosynthetic process; carbohydrate metabolic process. The record is from RefSeq and is a predicted model, not a curated record. The transcript is spliced from 6 exons. NCBI's taxonomy places the organism in Eukaryota, Metazoa, Arthropoda, Insecta, Coleoptera, Chrysomelidae. Gene Ontology annotation, molecular function: N-acetyl-beta-glucosaminyl-derivative 4-beta-N-acetylgalactosaminyltransferase activity.